GAGCUUCAGUGGAACCCAUGCACCGUGAUCAGUGCUAGAACCACGAGCCUCUCGCCGUCGCCGUUCACUGCGCCCACACCCACCAGCACUCCCUUCUCGCUGCUCCUCCGCUCCGCCGCGACGCCAUCACUCCGCUCAGCACCUUACUGCCAGCAUUGACCCCGGUAUGCAGACGUAGCGAGCCGUCGGAGGCCUGAAGCUUCACGCUGUGCGGCAAUUCACCACACAGCGAAGGACCAGGCCCGCCCGUGGCUCGUCCUGCCAUUUCACACCUGCACACCCACAUCAACCACCACCGCCAGCGACAGACGCCGCAACAGAGCCCAUCCGCGCCGGCGGCAGCCUUCCUGCGCACCUCUGCGGCGUGCAGCGAGCCCGGCGCUUCAGAAGGCGGCGAAGGCACUCGAGACGACAUCAUUGCAAAACCACGCGGGCCCACCGGGCACCGUUCUCUUCACACCUCAUGUCGACACCACAGACACUUACGCAACUGCUGCCACCGCACCAGCACAUGGACCGACAGCACGUCGGCUAUCUCCCCUCACCACAAGACCGCUAUCUGCCUCCUCCAAGGCCCUCGAGCAACGCGAGCGCCGGCUACCAUCAGCAAAUUCCCACCAGACCGUCGAGCAACCUCUCCAAUCGCCAACUGCCACCUCCACCACGUCCGGGCAGCGGCAUGAGCAAUAGUGCAUACUCGCAUGCACACUCGCAGUCACAAGCAACUGGAGGGGCCGAGUACGGCUAUUCAAGCAGCACAUCACAGCAGGGCGGCUUCGACGAGUUGAUGAGGAGGCAGACUGACGCUGCUGUGGGAUAUCAAAAUCGAACACUUCCGCCUCCGCCAGCACCACAGCAGUAUAUUACACCCGGAUCACGCGGUUCUGCUGCAGGUGGUGCCGAGAUGCCCGCAACACAUGGCGGCUAUACGAGAGCAGACUCAGCAGAACAAGGACGAAAGCGCCGGCAGCGAGAGCGGGCACCCGUAGACUGGGCUGAGUUUUAUGGAGGCAAGCCGCCGGCGGAAAUUAUCACCAUCCACGACGACGACAGCCCCGUGCCCGAAGCUACAAUUCAGCGCCUACCACAGGCGUCGAACGCUUCAUCCUCCUCGCAUCACGUUGACAAGAGACGGCGCACGAAUGGAGGCGGCGGUGACGUGCCACAAUAUAGCACCACCAACACGCCCUACUCUUACACCAACGGCGGGUCUACUGAGAGCCUGCACAAUACAACUGCGCCCACCUCGCUUGGGUCUCAAGCCAGUGCAGGAGCGCAACAGCCACGAGAGCAGCUGACCGGUGCACGAGCCGGCGACAAGAGGAAACGCAAUGCCAAGGCACCAGAGGUCGACCGAAAGAAGCAAGAGGCGAGCCGACCUGGCGCUGGCAGGGGCUACUUGGCCGAAUAUGGCGAGUACCAAACACCGCCGCGACAGCUCAAGAAGCAAAAAGAGGUGGUGGUGCCGUCGAUCCCAGACCGUUCAAAGCCGAACGAAAAGAUUGAUGACGAAGAUGGUCAUUAUAUCGUUCAGGAGAACAGCAAGCUCGGUGAACGCUACAAUCUAGUCUCUCUGCUGGGACAAGGCACUUUUGGCAAGGUAGUGAGAGCGGUUGAUACCCGCACCCGCAAGGAGGUGGCAGUCAAGAUCAUCCGCGCUGUGCCAAAGUACCGCGAUGCUAGUCGCAUUGAGCUCAGAGUGCUGCAGACACUGCGAGCGGCUGACGAACACAACCGAAAUCGCUGCAUUCAACUUCGCGAUUGCUUCGACUGGCGAGGGCACAUUUGCAUUGUCACUCCUCUGCUCGGACUCUCAGUCUUCGACUUUCUAAAAAGCGGCGGCUUCGUUCCAUUCCCAGGCUCACACAUCCAAGCCUUCGCACGUCAACUCCUUGGAUCUAUUGCAUUCUUGCAUGACCUCAACCUUAUCCACACCGAUCUGAAGCCGGAGAACAUCCUGCUACUCAGUCAUACGUACCAGACAUUUACCUACAACCGCAACAUUCCCUCCUCAAGUACGUUGACCUCGAGGUCAGCCAAGUUCCGGAGGGUGUUGCUCAGCCCCCACAUCAAUCUCAUCGAUUUCGGGAGUGCAACCUUUGAUGACGAGUACCACAGCUCCGUGGUCAGCACACGACACUACCGGGCGCCGGAGAUUAUACUUGGAAUUGGAUGGUCGCACCCCAUCGAUCUGUGGUCACUCGGGUGCAUUCUGGUGGAAUGCUGGACUGGUGAUGCGCUUUUCCAGACUCAUGACUGUUGCGAGCAUCUCGGCAUGAUGGAGGCUGUCACUGGUCAUAGCAUUGACCGCAGCUUGAUCCGGGAAGUCAACCGACUGUCCAAGCGAGGAGACCGCAACUCCGCUGCACGCUUUUUCAAGAACGGCCACUUGCAAUACCCAAUGCCGGACACACCGCGCCAAUCUAGGAAGUUCGUGCGGGGCAUGAAACGGCUCGAGGAGAUUAUUCCAGCAACAAAUCAGUUCAACAAGCUGUUCCUGGACCUGCUCCGCAAGAUCUUUGUGUAUGACCCCAAGAAGCGCAUCACAGCGAAGGAAGCGCUGAAGCACCCGUGGUUCGAUGAACUUGUGGAAGACGAUGGCACAGAAGCUACGCGCAUCAGGAUUGAACGGGAGAGAAUGGUCGAGAACGGCGGUGGCCGAGUGCGGUAGGAGUGAUGGAUUCCCAGCCUGGAGCAAGGACCUUUGGUCUUGCUGAGAUAUUGGGAGGAAAGUGCGAUAUGGCUGAUACGCGCCGCUUGCUCGGACGCAAUGAUUGAAUGAUGGAGUACAGUCGGAGUUCAAGGGCGGAUGUUUGACGUGGUUUGUCCCGUUUAGUGGACAGACGGCAGCCAUUACUUCCGGAUCGCCCUCCCAUGGUGGAAGAGUGGCAUGAAACGAUGCAUCGCUUGCGGAUUUCGACAAUCUGGCAUAGGCGAGGCGUUUUCUAGUCUUGAAUUGUGGAUCGAUCUUGAUACAGACAUAUGCAGAGAAAGGCUGUUGUCUUCUCUUCUGACGAGUAAAGUCUUGCUGAGCAGAACUUGUAGGAUACUCCAGCAUUGAAGCAUUUUGUCUAAGCUGCAAUUGAAGACGUUAGCACAUGCCGAGUCAUUGUCAUGCAUCUGUGAGCAUUGGUGAGCGAUGCCAAGGGACAGCGACUUGAGCCGCUUGGGUCUCCACUUUCACCCCACAUAUACUCGCAU
This is a messenger RNA of Cercospora beticola, 3201 nucleotides long. NCBI's taxonomy places the organism in Eukaryota, Fungi, Ascomycota, Dothideomycetes, Mycosphaerellales, Mycosphaerellaceae. The record is from RefSeq and is a predicted model, not a curated record.